This is a messenger RNA of Notodromas monacha, 1062 nucleotides long. The record is from the annotation of a GenBank genome assembly. Lineage: Eukaryota; Metazoa; Arthropoda; Ostracoda; Podocopida; Cyprididae.
ACUAUAAACUCGCACGCUCUCAGAAAAAUUUUCCGCGAACGCGGAAACCAGAACCUUGUCGAAAAUUGGAGAUGUCGAAAUAUUUGAUUAACUUACAUUAGUCUUUACUUAAAAUUAUGCAGGUCAAUCACAGUUUCGAACUUGAAUUCAAUCAUGACGACCCCGUCGGCAGAGAUCGUCGAGGAAGAAUUGCGGGACAAGGACGCGCACGGAAGCGUUAAAGAUGCUGCGAUCAAUUUCACCGCUGGAUCACUCGGCGGCAUUGCCGGCGUGUACGUGGGUCAGCCCCUGGACACGGUCAAGGUCAAGAUGCAGGCAUUCCCUCAACUCUACACGAACAUGUUCAAAUGCCUCUCAGACACCUACAGGAAGGAUGGCAUUUGGAGAGGGCUCUACGCAGGAACCAUUCCCGCCGUGGUGGCAAAUGUGGCAGAAAACUCGGUCUUGUUUGCUGGCUACGGGACUAUGCAAAGCAUUGCCGCGCAAAUCGUCGGAGUUAAGUCUCCGAAAGAACUGCCUAGUCUCGCAAAUGCAUGCUGUGGGUCAGCAGCUGCUUUUUUCUGCGCAUUGACCUUGUGCCCGACGGAGUUGAUCAAAUGCAAAUUGCAGGCCAUGCGAGAAACCGGAGCAAAACGAGUUUGCGAAACAACUGGACAAAAGGUUCCGUGGACACCUUAUGCACUGACUGCACAUGUGAUCAGAACAGAAGGCUUCAAGGGAAUGUUUCGAGGCCUGGGUUCAACCAUGAUCCGAGAAAUGGCGGGAUACUUUUUCUUCUUCGGGGGUUACGAACUGACCAGAGAAUUACUGACACCCCCUGGGAAAACCAAGGAAGAAAUAGGCAUCGGGAGAACAAUAGUAUCAGGUGGAAUCGGAGGAAUGACUCUCUGGACAGUGAUUUUCCCCUUCGACGUAGUAAAAUCAAGAGUUCAAAUUCAAGGUUCAGACGCAGGCGUUGUGACGGUCAUAAAAGAAAUUUACACCAAAGAAGGAGAGCGACAUCUAUUUGAUUCUGGAUUGCCGAUUCAAAGUCUGCCGCCUGAUGGCGUUCCUAGACUCUGA